UCAAAGGUUCGGCGUGCCUAUCUCCUCUCACGCCGCUCUCCAUCGAUGGGUGCCAUGGCAAUCUACUCUGAGCCUCUUCUGAUGAGCCUAAGCUGCCACACCGACGAUGACGGCAGCUCCUCCGGCGGGUGCACCAUUGCCUGCUCCUGCUCGGCCGACGCGCGACGGCUGCACUCGUGGGGUGAGAUACUUGCCGGCGGUUGCGGCUGCGGCUGCGGCUGCGGCGGCGGCGUCCCUCGCGGUACUCACGGCAACGGAGGCAGCGGCGACACCGACACGAACCUCAAGCGGUGCGAGAUGGCGCCGGGCUACGUGAGCUUCGAGGACGUCAUCGGCACAGAGGCGUUCCGGGAGGGCAGCGCCGGCCGGCCGCCGGAGGCGGGCAUCAGCGACCAGCUCGUGAGGACGGCGUCACGGCUGUACGCGGGUGAGGUGGCCCAGCCGCGCCACCGGCGCCGCUCGCCGGGACCGCUGGGUACUCGCCGCGGCAGCGCCAUGCACGGGCUCGUCAGGAAGUACGUGAAACCUUGCUUCGGCUUCCUCGCCAGCGCCUUCUGCUGCCUAGGCUAG
Messenger RNA from Phragmites australis (common reed), 570 nucleotides. RefSeq lists its product as uncharacterized. Bases 46 to 570 code for a protein of 174 amino acids. The record is from RefSeq and is a predicted model, not a curated record. Lineage: Eukaryota; Viridiplantae; Streptophyta; Magnoliopsida; Poales; Poaceae. The transcript has a single exon.